CUUUUAUUUUACACAUCCUUUCUAUAUUCUAAUUACAUAAAUCGUUAACAUGGCCUCCAGUAUUUCACGGACGGCAUCGGUGGCGACCACUAAAACCGUCUCCGUUCAUCUUAACGAAAAAGAUCAAGAAACAAUUCCUAUGUCAGGAGUAACAAACGACAAAAAAGACAAAAAGUCCAAGAAGGACAAAAAGGACAAGAAGGAAAAGAAGGAAAAGGAACCCGCCGUUUCCUUCCUUACACUCUUCCGUUUCGCCACACCAUUUGAGAAAGUCUUGAUUGUCAUCGCUACGAUCUUUUCAGCCGGUGUUGGUGCUCUUCAACCUAUUUCUAUCAUUAUUCUUGGUCAAUUCUUGAACAACAUGACUGUCGCUCUUACCAUGUCACCGAGCGAAAUGGUCGACUUUAUGCAUCCCGUUAUUAUGACAUUCGUCUAUAUGGGUAUUGGUGCCCUUGUCGGUGCCUAUGUCUGUCAAUGUAUCUGGGUUAUGACAGGUGAAAGCCAAACCCGCCGUAUCCGUCAACGUUAUGUUCAUUCCAUUCUUCGUCAAGACAUGGGAUGGUUCGAUAUGGCUGAUGAAGGCUCUCUUACUACUCGUUUGGCUUCUGACACCAACAUGAUCCAGGACGGUAUUAGUGAAAAAUUCGGUCUUUUCGUUCAAGGUCUUGCUCAAUUCAUUACUGGUAUCGUCAUUGCCUUUGUCAAAGGCUGGAAUCUCGCUGUUGUCAUCUUGGCCACUCUUCCUCUUAUGGGUCUCUGCGCUGGUCUUAUGGGCAAAUACAUUAGCAAGUACAGUAUCAUGGCUCAAAAUGCCUAUGCCGAUGCUGGUUCCGUUGCCGAACAAGCAUUUUCUGGUAUCCGUACCGUCUUCUCCUUCACUCUCGCCAAACGUUUUGCCGAUCGUUACGAUAUUCAAUUGGAACGUGCUUAUGUUGUCGGCAAGAAGCGCGGUCUUGUCAUCGGUGCCGGUUUCGGUUCCUUCAUGUUCAUCCUCUUCGCUACUUAUGGUCUCGCUUUCUGGUAUGGUUCUCAACUUGUUAUGCAAAGCAAGAUGACUGGUUCCAAUGUUCUGGUUGUCUUCAUUUCCAUGAUUAUUGGUGCUAUGUCACUUGUUCAAGUUCCUCCCAACUUGGCUGCUGUCUCUAGUGCUCGUGGUGCUGCCUACAAGAUCUUCCAGACCAUCGACCGCGUUCCUACUAUUGAUCCUGAUGAUGAAGGUGGUAUCAAGCCUGCCAAGGUUAUUGGUAACAUUGAAUUCAAGAACGUCCAGUUCAAAUACCCCACCCGCCCUGAUGUCACUAUUCUCAAAAAUUUAUCUUUGGAAGUUAAGCCUGGUAUGACUGUCGCUUUUGUUGGUCCUUCCGGUUCUGGAAAAUCUACCAGUGUUCAACUUUUGCAACGUUUCUACGAUCCCCUCUCUGGAAGUGUCACCCUCGAUGGUCACGAUCUUCGUGAACUCAACUUGCGCUGGCUUCGUUCCAACAUUGGUGUUGUCAGCCAAGAACCCGUUCUUUUCAAUAUGACUAUCAAGCAAAACUUGUUGAUGGGUGCUUCUCAUGAAGUCACUGAAGAUGAAGUCAUCGAAGCUUGUAAGAAGGCUAACUGCUACAAUUUCAUUACUCAACUCCCUCAAGGUUUGGACACUCUCGUCGGUGAACACGGUGGUAUGCUUUCUGGUGGUCAGAAGCAACGUAUUGCCAUAGCUCGUGCUCUUUUGAAGAACCCUGCUAUCUUGCUCUUGGAUGAAGCUACCUCUGCUUUGGAUACCCAAUCUGAACGUCUUGUACAAAAGGCUCUUGAUGCUGCUUCAAAGGACCGAACUACUAUUGUUAUUGCCCAUCGUCUUUCUACUAUUCGCAACGCCGAUCUCAUUGUUGUUAUGCAACAAGGUGAUCUCAUUGAACAAGGUACUCACGACGAGCUUCUCAAGCUCGGUGGUGUCUACAGCGAACUCGUUCUCAAGCAACAGAUCAACACUGAAAAGGGUGAUGACAAGUCUGAUGAGUUUGAACUUGACGACCGUGAAUUGGAAAAGGCUCUCCAGGAAGAAACUGUCAACGUUGCUACUGCUGUAACUGAUCAGAAUGAAAAGAUCGCUGAAACUCACAUCAAAAUGGCUGACAGCACUGAAAAUCUCGAUGGUUAUCAAAUGAAGUUGCUUAAGGCUAAGGAAGAAAAGAAGUUGCUCAAGAAGCAGAAUGCUCCUAUCAUGAAGGUUCUUAAACUUAUGAGACCCGAAUGGCCUCUUAUGGCUGCUGGUGUUUGCGGUGCUGCCGUUGCCGGUACCAUCUUCCCCAUUUAUGCUCUCGUGUUCUCUCAAGUCAUUAUGAUUCUCACCAACAACGCCGGCGAUCUAGGCGCUAUUGCUCCUGGUCCUCUUGAAGGUGCUAAUUUGUAUGCCUUCCUCUUUGUUGUCAUUGGUAUUGCCGCCUUGUUCUCUUUCUUCCUUCAAGUCGCCGCUUUCGAAGUUGCUGGUGAACGAUUCACCAAGCGUUUCCGUGGUAUGCUCUUCCGUUCUCUUCUCAAACAAGAAGUUGGUUUCUAUGACGAAGAUGAACACAGCAUGGGUGCACUUACUUCUCGUCUUGCUGUCGAUGCCGCCAAUGUCAACGAAAUGGUCACCAAGGUCUGGGGUGAUGUUACCCAAGUUAUUGUUACCGCUAUCACUGGUUUGACCAUCGCUUUCGUCUAUGGCUGGCUUUUGACCUUCAUCAUUCUCACCAUGGCUCCCUUCAUUCUUGGUGCCGCCUCUUACGAAUCUCGUAUCCAUCGUGGUUUUGAAAGCAAGACCAAGAAGGCCUACGAACAAUCUGGUGAAGUUGCUGGUGAAGCUAUCAAGGAAAUCCGCACUGUCGCUGCUCUUAACAAGCAAAACCACUUUGAAGGCAAAUUUGAUCUCGCUACCGAACAUCCUCACAAACUCGCUGUCCGCAAGGCUUAUAUGGCUUCUUUGGGUUACGCUGGUCAACAGAGUAUGAUGCUCUUCACCAACGCUGUUGCUUUCUACGCCGGUAUCCGUCUUAUGUCUGAGGGAAAGAUCUCUUUCACCGACAUGUUCACUGUCAUGAUGGCUGUCAUGUUGACUGCCCAAGGUAUGGGCCGUGGCUCUGUCUUCACCUCUACCUUUGCCAAGGCCAAGCUCUCUGCUCUCAGCACUUUUGAAAUCAUCGAUCGUGUCUCCAAGAUCGACCCUGAUCAAGAAGGUUUCGAAAUUGAUACUGCCAACGUCCGCGGCGACAUUGCUUUUGAAAAUGUUGCUUUCAGAUACCCUGCUAGACCCGAUAUCCCUAUCUUCAGUGGAGAAUUCAACCUCAAGGGCAAGCGUGGUCAAACCAUUGCCCUCGUCGGUCCCUCUGGAUGUGGUAAAUCCACUACCAUUGGUAUGCUUCAACGUUGGUACGAUGCUGCUGAAGGAAACGUCAAACUCGACGACCGAUCUGUCACUAGCUACGCUGUCUCCAAUCUUCGUGCUCAUCAAGCUCUUGUUGGUCAAGAACCCGUUCUGUUCGAUAUGACUAUUGGUGAAAAUAUCCGUUAUGGUAUUCAAGAUAGUCAAACUGUUACUGAUGAAAUGGUCCAAGAAGCUGCUGAAGGUGCCAAUAUCCACAAGUUCAUUACGUCUCUUCCCGAAGGCUACAACACUCGUGUUGGUGAUAAGGGCUCUCAACUUUCUGGUGGUCAAAAGCAACGUAUUGCUAUUGCCCGUGCUCUUAUUCGCAAGCCCAAACUCUUGUUGUUGGAUGAAGCUACUUCUGCUCUUGACAGUGAAUCUGAAAAGCUUGUACAAGAAGCUAUCGAUAAGGCUAUUAUUGAAGGUGGUCGUACUACUAUCACCAUUGCCCACAGACUUUCCACUAUCCAGAAUGCCGAUUUGAUUUGCGUCGUUAGCAACGGUCAAAUUGUCGAGCAAGGUACCCACUGGGAAUUGCUUGAGAAGAACGGUGUGUACAAGGAACUUGUCACCCAGCAAUCCUUGCAAGCUCAUUAAGCAGGUUCAUACCACAUAACAUCCCUCCAACCAAGAAACAAUAUCCACGUCCCCUUUAGAACUCUGCAAGCCUUACAGACUUUUGCUUUGCAUACUUAUACACAGAACAUCUUCCACUACAGAUUUGUAAAAUAGUAUAUGUCUUAAUUACUCAUUAUAAAUGAUGCCAACGCUUUAUUAUCAUCCA
Umbelopsis ramanniana AG is the source of this 4175-nucleotide messenger RNA. RefSeq lists its product as uncharacterized. Bases 50 to 3988 code for a protein of 1312 amino acids. The record is from RefSeq and is a predicted model, not a curated record. The transcript is spliced from 3 exons. Gene Ontology annotation, cellular component: membrane. Gene Ontology annotation, biological process: transmembrane transport. Gene Ontology annotation, molecular function: ABC-type transporter activity; ATP hydrolysis activity; ATP binding. NCBI's taxonomy places the organism in Eukaryota, Fungi, Mucoromycota, Umbelopsidomycetes, Umbelopsidales, Umbelopsidaceae.